Nerophis ophidion (straightnose pipefish) is the source of this 3527-nucleotide messenger RNA. RefSeq names its product DEAD (Asp-Glu-Ala-Asp) box polypeptide 31 (gene ddx31). Gene Ontology annotation, biological process: ribosome biogenesis. The transcript is spliced from 21 exons. NCBI's taxonomy places the organism in Eukaryota, Metazoa, Chordata, Actinopteri, Syngnathiformes, Syngnathidae. The record is from RefSeq and is a predicted model, not a curated record. The coding region runs from base 133 to 2220 and encodes 695 amino acids. Gene Ontology annotation, molecular function: ATP binding; RNA helicase activity; nucleic acid binding. Gene Ontology annotation, cellular component: nucleus.
GUUCAUUUGAACCUGACUAGCUUCAGAAAAGUGACAACUGAAAGUCUGAUCUACGUUAGGCUUCAAGUCCAUGCAAAAAGUGUCCCAGGCUUCUUAAGGCACUUGAACGCAUCAUCAGCAUCACGUAAACAUAUGGAUGACAUCAGCAUCAACAUCGGCGGCCCAUCACCUUCGUCGUCAUUUCCCAAGAGGACCUCAAAAACUGCGGCGCGCAGCCACGGCGCGAAAAGGAAGUUGACUUCCGCGGAUGAGCGGCGACGCGGUGGCGGCGGCAAGCGCGCCAGGCUGCAAGAGGCAGAGGCCCCUCCUCCUCAAGUACGUGGGCGUGAACGCAGCCUUCCCGCAUCGGCAAGGCACGAGGCAGAGGCCCCUCCUCCUCAGACCCACAGGAAGUUGGACACGAGGACCGGCAUCAAGACUUCGUCUCUGUUCAAACACAACCCGGACAUCCCGCGGAUCGAGAGAGCAGACGUGUCGCAGUUAAGGGAGAAGAUCUUUACUUCGGACUCCUUCUCGGACUUGAACCUGCACCCCCACUUGGUGGCGACGCUGAACAAAGUCCUGAACGUCUCCACGCUGACCAGUGUUCAGAAGCGGACCAUUCCCGCUCUCCUGUCGGGACGAGACGCCGUGGUUCGCUCUCAGACCGGCUCAGGUAAGACGCUGUCCUUCGCCAUCCCGCUCGUCCAGUCGCUGCAGGCGCUGGAACAGAAGGUGUCCCGCUCGGACGGCCCGCUGGCCGUGAUCAUCGUGCCCACCAGAGAGCUGGCCCUGCAGACCUUCAACACCUUCCAGAAGCUUCUCAAGCCCUUCAUGUGGAUCGUUCCCGGGGUCCUGAUGGGCGGCGAGAAGCGCAAGUCCGAGAAGGCCAGACUGCGAAAGGGAAUCAACAUCCUGGUCUCCACUCCUGGACGCCUGGUGGAUCACAUCCAACACACCCUCAGCAUCGCCUUCAGUGCGGUCCGCUGGCUGGUUCUGGACGAGGCCGACCGGAUCCUGGACAUGGGCUUCGAGAAGGACCUGUCAGUCAUUUUAAAUUCUUUGAACUCCACGGGACCGAGCAGACAAAAUGUUCUCUUGUCAGCCACACUAACACACGGCGUGACCCGCCUUACGGACGUGUGUUUGAACGAGCCAAUCAGCAUCCAUCUAUCUGAGCCCGCCCCCUCCGACCUUCCCGCCGUGACCUUGGAACCCCCCUCGGGCGACCAGUCGGAGAGUUUUGCGGUCCCGUCGGCGCUGAAGCAGUUUGUGGCGAUGGUCCCGAGCAAAGUCCGCCUGGUGUGUCUGGCCGCCUUCGUCCUGGACAAAUGCCAGGUCUCGGAGGACCACAAGGUGAUGGUGUUCGUGUCCAGCUGCGAGGAAGUGGACUUCCUGCACUCGCUCCUCGUCGGCGUGCUGUCGGCCAAUCAGAAACCCCCGCCGAGCUUCCUGCGUCUCCACGGCAACAUGCAGCAGGAGGAGCGCUCCGAAGUCUUGUGGAAGUUCUCCUCUGAUGCACGCGGGGUUCUGCUGUGCACGGACGUCGCUGCUCGAGGUCUGGACUUCCCUCAGGUCACCUGGAUCCUUCAGUACACCCCGCCCAGCAGCGCGGUGGAGUAUGUCCACCGGAUCGGCCGCACGGCUCGAAUCGGAGCGAGAGGAAGCAGCCUCCUCCUCCUCACUCCGGCAGAGUCCGCCUUCAUCUCGGAGCUGGCCAAUCACAACAUCAGCCUGGCAGAGAUGAAGCUGUUGGACAUCCUGUCCAGCCUCAUGAGGGACAACACCUACAAGGGGCGGGGCAAGUACCACAGCAAGACCUCCACCAAGGCUUGCGAGCAGGAGAUGCGUGAACGAGCGACGGUCCUGCAGACGCACUUUGAGAACUUCGUCCACGCCAACGCCACGUCUCUGCGGAACGCCAAGAAAGCGCUGCAGUCCUACCUGAGGGCGUACACCAGCUACCCCGCCCACCUCAAGCACGUCUUCCACAUCCGCGCCCUCCACCUGGGACACGCCGCCAAGAGCUUCGGCCUGCGAGACGCUCCACGUGGCCUCAGCGCCGCCGGCCCGCCCAGGAAGGAGGGGAAGGCGAAUGCCAGGCGAGGCGUCAAAAAGACCAGCGCGCCGAAGAAGUUCUUUUCAGGUCAGAAGAACCGCGCCUUGCUUCGCUCGGAGUUCUCCAGCGGCUUGGACGCGCCCAAGAAGAAGAAGACGAAGAAGGAAGAGGAGCUACAGUGACCACCUGCGUAUUCUUCAGUCAUGUGACAUUCGAAUUAAAGAAGACUAGGGAGGAGGAGAUGCAGUCACCGCCUGUGAAUUUAGUCAUGUGACAUUCAAAUUAAAGAAGGAGGAGCUACAGUCACCACCUGUGAAUUUAGUCAUGUCACAUUCAAAUUAAAGGAGGAGCUACAAUCACCGUAUUCUUCAGUCAUGUGACAUUCAAAUUAAAGAAGACUAGGGAGGAGGAGCUACAGUCACCACCUGUGUAUUUAAUCAUGUGACAUUCAAAUUAAAGGAGGAGCUACAAUCACCGUAUUCUUCAGUCAUGUGACAUUGAACUGAAAGGAGGAGGAGCUACAGUCGUGUGACAUUGAAGUGAAAGGAGGAGGGGCUAAAGUCAUGUGACAUUGAAUUGCAAGGAGGAGGAGCUAGAGUCAUGUGACAUUGAAGUGACAGGAGGAGGAGCUACAGUCAUGUGACAUUGACGUAAAAGGAGGAGGAGCUAGAGUCAUGUGACAUUGAACUGAAAGGAGGAGGAGCUAGAGUCAUGUGACAUUGAAGUGAAAGGGGGAGGAGCCAGAGUCAUGUGACAUUGAAGUGAAAGGAGGAGGAGCUAGAGUCAUGUGACAUUGACGUAAAAGGAGGAGGAGCUAGAGUCAUGUGACAUUGAAGUGAAAGGAGGAGGAGCUAGAGUCAUGUGACAUUGAAGUGAAAGGAGGAGGAGCUAGAGUCAUGUGACAUUGAAGUGAAAGGAGGAGCUAGAGUCAUGUGACAUUGAAGUGAAAGGAGGAGGAGCUAGAGUCAUGUGACAUUGAAGUGAAAGGGGGAGGAGCUAGAGUCAUGUGACAUUGAAGUGAAAGGGGGAGGAGCUAGAGUCAUGUGACAUUGAAGUGAAAGGAGGAGGAGCUAGAGUCAUGUGACAUUGAAGUGAAAGGAGGAGGAGCUAGAGUCAUGUGACAUUGAAGUGAAAGGGGGAGGAGCUAGAGUCAUGUGACAUUGAAGUGAAAGGAGGAGGAGCUAGAGUCAUGUGACAUUGACGUAAAAGGAGGAGGAGCUAGAGUCAUGUGACAUUGAAGUGAAAGGAGGAGGAGCUAGAGUCAUGUGACAUUGAAGUGAAAGGAGGAGCUAGAGUCAUGUGACAUUGACGUGAAAGGGGGAGGAGCUAGUCAUGUGACAUUGACGUGAAAGGGGGAGGAGCUAGAGUCAUGUGACAUUGAAGUGAAAGGGGGAGGAGCUAGAGUCAUGUGACAUUGACGUGCAAGACAAAGGUGACUGCCUGGCGACACGUGCAAACAACUUUUUGAGGAAUAAAUAGUAAACAUUGA